Molecule: messenger RNA, 801 nt
Organism: Mytilinidion resinicola
Lineage: Eukaryota; Fungi; Ascomycota; Dothideomycetes; Mytilinidiales; Mytilinidiaceae
Exons: 3
Coding region: 1-801 (266 amino acids)
Biological process (GO): regulation of transcription by RNA polymerase II
Cellular component (GO): nucleus
Molecular function (GO): RNA polymerase II cis-regulatory region sequence-specific DNA binding; DNA-binding transcription factor activity, RNA polymerase II-specific
Source: RefSeq, a predicted model, not a curated record
AUGUUGCCUUCCUACGACACUUCCAGGAGGACAGUGACGAACACCCCAUCCUCGAAAGCUAUUCGGCCGACCCAGACUAUGCCUCUGAGCCACACCACUUCUGUACCCUACCAGCCUGGAGGAUUUACGUUUAACCCCUCGGUGAACCCAUACAACAUGAUGGACUACCCAAUGGUCCACACUGUUGCAUACUCCGGUACCAGGACUCCACCAGUCAAGCCCGAGGCGACCUCCCCGACACACCUAGGCCUCAACGAUGCCAGUUCCGCCGACAACUGCAGCAGUGUCAAUUUCCCAGUCGACAAUGACGUCCUAAUAAAGGUCAUCCAGGCCAAGCCAAAACCAGCCCAACGACAGCGGGAUCCCAGCAAGGUACUGCCCCCGAACCAACCGCUCGUUGCAUCGCCAGUUGCUCACCAGCUUGCAAAGCCCAGCAGUGACAUCGAGAAACAAAAACCGAGGCAAAGGUCGAAAGGAAUAUACCAGUGCAGUAUGUCAGACUGCUACAAGAUCUUUUCCCGAAAGUCCCACCUCGAAAUCCAUACUCGUGGUCACAAUGGAGUCAAACCAUUUCUGUGCAAGGAGCCUUCUUGCGGCCAUCGAUGUUCUCAACUGGGGAACCUCAAGACUCAUGAGCGAAUACAUACUGGGGAACGACCGUAUGAUUGCGACAUUUGCGGUAAGACUUUUGCACAACGUAGCAACGUUCAGUCACACAAGAUCGUGCACCUACAGAUCAAACCAUACACGUGCAGAUUUGAUAACUGCGAUAGGCAAUAUACCCAGCUGCCAAAUCUCUAG